UAAACUAAAUUAUGAGGAAAGCUACCGUUACCUUAGCAGUUGGCGUUGUCUGAAGUUGUCUGUGUAUUGCAAGUCACUGUCUCCGCUUUAGCAAUAGAAACCAGUCCUGUGCUUAAGCCUUAACGAGUUCAUCACCAGUCCCAUCUUCAAAAUCAUUUGAGUUUCUCUUUCUUUCUGUUUUGAUUUUGAAGAAAGAAGCAUAUGGGAGGGAGGGGGGGGCCUACACUGCUUAUUGUUUGGAGGGCAGUAACAGUCCCUGUCAAUGAUUUUUACUUGGGUUGGGCGGUGAAUGAGAAUGACCCACCCAAUCAAUAUCACACUUGCUUAUUGCUGCUGCUGCUGCUGCUGCUGGGGUGGGGAUUUUAAUCAAUGAACCAUACCUCCUCCUCCUCCUCCUCCUCCUCUUCUUCUUCUUCUUUACCCUUUCUUUUCUCUCAGGGUCUUUUUCAUCACUAGCAAAACUUGAACUUGGAAUUCGAAUUGCCUCAAAAAGGGAAACUUGGAUCUCAGUCAUAUGAGGAUACCUUCAACUCUCGUGGAAGUGCUUCUGGUACUUGCAUUGUUCUGUUGUAGCCUAUGGACAGUGUGGAGCAGCACCACUCUUUGCCAACAGACGAACGAGGAAGUUCGACCUCACAGUGUCAGCAUCACCGAAUUUGGUGCAGUUGGCGAUGGGGUCACUCUCAACACAAAAGCAUUUCAGAAUGCCAUCUUCUACCUGAAUUCCUUUGCAGACAAAGGUGGAGCAAAGCUUUUUGUUCCGGCAGGCCGGUGGUUGACUGGUAGUUUUGAUCUCAUCAGCCAUCUAACUUUGUCGUUGGACAAGGAUGCAGUAAUUCUGGGAUCAACGAACCCUGAAGAUUGGCCAGUUGUUGAUCCUCUACCGUCGUAUGGGAGAGGAAGAGAGUUGCCAGGUGGAAGGCAUAAGAGCCUCAUUUAUGGACAUAAUUUGACUGAUGUUAUCAUAACAGGUAAUAAUGGAACUAUCGAUGGUCAAGGGAGUAUCUGGUGGAACAGGUUUUGGAACAGAAGUCUGGAUUAUACACGUCCCCAUUUGGUAGAAUUGAUGAAUUCAACAGGGGUUCUCAUUUCAAAUUUAACCUUCUUGAAUUCUCCAUUUUGGACAAUCCAUCCUGUAUAUUGCAGCCAAGUUACAGUUCAGAAUGUCAGGAUCCUUGCUCCUCAUGAUUCGCCAAACACAGAUGGGAUUGAUCCAGAUUCUUCUGACAAUGUAUGCAUUGAAGACUGUUAUAUAAGCACUGGUGAUGAUCUGAUUGCCAUCAAGAGCGGGUGGGAUGAGUAUGGCAUUGCAUAUGGUCGCCCAAGCACAAACAUUAUCAUCCACAGGCUAGUUGGUAGAACUCAAACAAGUGGGAUUGCUAUUGGAAGUGAGAUGUCUGGUGGUGUAUCUGAAGUUCAUGCAGAAGAUAUUCAAUUCUAUGAUUCAUAUAAUGCAAUCAGAAUAAAGACUUCUCCUGGCAGGGGUGGUUACGUUAGAAACAUCUAUGUCUCUAACGUGACCUUGGCUAAUGUAGAUAUUGCUAUUACGUUCACUGGUUUAUAUGGGGAGCAUCCAGAUGAUGCUUAUAACCCAAAUGCUCUACCUGUAAUAGAAAAGAUUACAAUCAAGGAUGUGGUAGGAGAAAAUAUCAAAACUGCAGGUCUUAUAGAGGGUAUAGAAGGUGACAAUUUUGUCAACAUUUGCCUAUCAAACAUCAUCCUUAAUGUGACCUCAAACUAUCCAUGGAACUGCUCCUACGUUAAAGGAUAUUCUGACUUGGUCCAACCAGAAGCUUGUGAGCCUCUCAAGGAGAGAAUAUUCCCUGGUCAUUGUUCAGAUUGUUACUAUUUGACAAAUCAAAUUCAGAGUUCCAAUAGUCAAAAUAGAGCAGGACAAACUUCAGGUGACAUAAGAGGUUGAGUGGAGUUGCCCCAUCUGCAGAAAGAGACCGAGAAAUGAUUGCUUUUUGUAACUUGUGUGCAGUAACAAAAUAAUUGAGUGAUUUAUCAGAAAUAGGAAGUUGGAUGAUUUCAUGUCUUGCUUUUUCUAGCUAAAUAUGGCUUUGGAAAGGAAAAUUGCAAAGUUGUGUUUCUGUUGAUUCUAAGGGAAAGAGUGAGUUUGGCUGUUGAUAGAGGUGAGAUAUGGCUACACUGACAUAAUUCCCUCUUGCCAAAAAUGUUAUCGGACACAGGAGAUUUUGCAGUAGUACGAGGCAGGUGCUUGUUGGCUUUACACCCCUUUUCAUUGAAUAAGGAAUCCAAUAAAUAAACUUCCUAGAUAGGUGGAAUUCACUCAAUUACAUACAUGCCUCUUCUUUUACGCUCACUA
Messenger RNA from Glycine soja, 2329 nucleotides. Its product is annotated as probable polygalacturonase. The transcript is spliced from 7 exons. The coding region runs from base 515 to 1921 and encodes 468 amino acids. Gene Ontology annotation, biological process: carbohydrate metabolic process. NCBI's taxonomy places the organism in Eukaryota, Viridiplantae, Streptophyta, Magnoliopsida, Fabales, Fabaceae. The record is from RefSeq and is a predicted model, not a curated record. Gene Ontology annotation, molecular function: polygalacturonase activity.